Molecule: messenger RNA, 4508 nt
Organism: Lymnaea stagnalis (great pond snail)
Lineage: Eukaryota; Metazoa; Mollusca; Gastropoda; Lymnaeidae
Source: the annotation of a GenBank genome assembly
AACUACUGUUAUUUGUAAACAGUAAGUUUCAAAGUAUAUAUCAAAUUAAAUGCCAUAUUUAAGAACAUUUUAUCCUUUCAGCGUGAACUCGCUGUAUGAGUCCAGUAGGCCGAAAUUCUAAUCAAGGCCAAGGCAAUCAAGGUUAUUUAUUAUUUAUUCUACUGCCAGAGUUUAGUUGUCUAUUGUCUAUUAUUAUUCUUUUAAUUUUUAUUAAAAAGCGAAAAGAAAAUACAUCGGCCUAUUCUCUCUUGAUUACUUUAUUUUCAUUUUAGAUUAUUUUACAGUUAAUUAUUAAACAAUUUAUUUUACCUGUAAUAAAUAAAUUAGUAUUAUAAGUAUUAUUAAUUAUAUUUAGUAUAAUUUAAAUUAUAAUUUUAAAAAAAUGCCACUUUGACACUGCUUACAUUUAAUUUAAUAAAUUCUAAUACUAAUCCUAAUACUUAACUAAAUUAUUUAUUUUUAUGCCUUGGAGGGGGUCACCCAUAAACGAUGUCAAGCUUCUAGCUGGGAAAAGUGUAUGUGUGGGGGGUGGAGUGUCCUUAUUUAUAAUGAUGUGCUUGAUAGGUGCCAGUCAAAGGGGCCAUUCAUCAUAAUUUAUUAAUGACGUCAAGCUAUUUUGGUCAAUUUUUUACCACCCCCCCUCCAAAUCAUCCGAAAUUAUGAACACAAAUUUAGUUUAGGCUUAGGCACUUCCAUUUAUGGCUUAUAUAUCGCACACUGACUUACAGCCUUUAUUAUGAAUGGUCCAAAAUUUGGGAGGGGGUGUAAACAAUUUGCCAAUAUUAGCGUGAAAUCAUUUAUUAGAUGCCCCUAGGUCUAUACUGAAAAAUAGGAUAGGAAAAUCAUUGUACCAUGGUCUGCUUAGGCUAGGGUCGAGGGUGACCAAAUCAAUAACUGAAAAAAACGGUACACACCCAAGGAGGGUUGGGGGGGGGGGAUAACCUCCAGCUAAAGAGGGGUCCGGGGGUCUCCGCCGGAAACUGUUCAUUGAAAUAUGCUCAUUUUAACUAUUUUGAGACCUAGAAAUCUUUUUAAAUUUACAUUCACUUUUGUAAUUUAAUUUAAACUCUGAGGCAUAUCAUGAACGAAAACAAUAAUUUUGCAGUGAAUAUUUAUUUAUUUAUACAUAUUUUACGACAUACAACACAACAAAUUAAAUGCAGCCAUCACAUGAGCCGAAGAUCACUACUGGCACUGGCUACACAGCUAGCCAAAAUAUUACUUGAAGUGAUACUAUAAAUAAGGAAGGUUUAGUGAUAUGAAAAUUUGUUUGGUUUGAGAAACUGGACAUUUAGUCGUCCUGAGAGACUUUUUUGGGACACCCAGUACGAUUGUGAAAAAACAGGACAAUCCCACUUUUACUGCAUGUUUGGUCACCCUAGCUUAGACCUAUAAUAUUAUGGGACUAGCCCCUACUAAAUAAAUUAUGCUAGUGUUUUAUUCUAGGUUAGAAAUUUGCUUAGAAUAGUUAUAGAUUAAAGUAUAUGCAAACUAUAGCUUAUAAUAGGCCUAAUUUGUCUUGAUUUAUGCCUCUUGGUUUAGAUUUAGAUGGAGACAUUUUCAUCAUUACAGAUAACAUCACAUACCCUACAGGAUGUUACUAAUAAAAUUAUGUAAUCACUUACUGACUUAGCCAAGUUGCUUUGAGACGCUUUACCCUAAUUUCAUUCUUCAGGAUCUUAAAAAAAUUUCUAUUGAAACAUGAUGUUUGAAAGUGUACUUACUCCAGCUACCCCUGAAGUGCCAACCCCGCCACCUCCACCCCCUCUUCCUCCACCUAUAAUAUGUGUUCAAGAGGCAUCCAGAAGUGUACAUGUGAAUGGUUAGUGUACAUUUAUAUUUUAAAUAUUGUCUUAAAAUCCCCUAAUGUUCUUCAGGGAACCAAGUCAAAAUUAUUAUUUAUGCCAUACAAGAAAUUAUUGAAAUUUGUUCUUAAAAAUAAGUUUAAUUCUUUUUAUUUUUCAUGCACACUAAUUAAUUCAUUAAUUUGUAUCUCUCUCCCAUCUAGAGAACUCGCAAAUAAUUUUCAGCCUCACGCAAGCCCUGGAAGAAGACUCACUGGGAAAAAUGUCUUCUUUAAUAGAAGAACAAGGUGUCGAUGUCAAUUCCACGCUUUCCUUUGGUGUCUGCAUCCUCCUGAAAGCUAUAAGGAGUCGAUCGACCAAGAUUGUUGACUACUUGAUUGACAGAGGGGCAGACCCUGAGUCGUCCAUUAGAGAUUUGAUGAAAAGACCCUAUGGGUUAGAAGUGGAAUACAGUGUCUAUUUUAAACGCUAUGAUCAGUGGUGUGUUGAUACCUUGAAGAAACUUUUGCCUAGGGUUGGGGACAAGUUGUAUGCAAUAGUGGAUCCAGAAGGUAGAACCCUGCUACAUUUGGCCUGUUAUUUCCCAGACUUAAGUAUAUUUGAGUACCUCCUCAAUCAUGGCCUUGACCCAAAUGUCAAGGACAACAGGGGAUCCACUGUAUUAAGUUUACUCAUUUCCCAUCAUGACACCCGUGCAGCCUAUGAAAUGGUUCAGCUGGUUUUGAACAUGCCCAACAUUCAGGUUGAUAUCAGGAAUGACUCUGGUUCAACCCCCCUAUAUCAGAGUUUUUUAAUGAAUCGUUUAGACUUCUUUUAUCUGCUCCUGCGCAAAGGCGCUGACCCGUUCAUGCGCACGUUUUCUGGGAACACAUUGAUGCAUUGUCCCUUUCUUCACUGUCAUAAGUAUUUAAUCCUGCAUGACUUGGGCCUCAGCGUAAAUGUAAAAACUAAUAAUGGACUGAGACCUUUACAGAACAAAGCUGAACUCAACUUUGACUUUUUUAUAUUAAUAUUGUUGGGACGAGUGGUCCUCCCUGAAGAAUAUACUAAAAUGGAAAAAACCUUUGACCCAUCAACUGUUUUGAGGAUAAGGGAAAAAGUGGAAAGAGGAGAAUUUUCCAGCAAUAGGCUGCAGGCACUAUGUCGGCAGACAAUUAGGGCUGCCCUGUUUAAAUCUGACCACAGUGCUGCUGCAGAAAACAUUUGGCUCCUUCCACUCCCUCAACCACUCCGUCUCUACUUAGAUGUCUAUCUGUAUGGGCAGCAUCUAUUAGAGGCCUUGAGUGGUAAACCAAAAACAUAAGAUCUUCGGUAGGCAGCUAAUCAUUUGCAUAAACCUAAUUUUGGGGUUUUUAAAGUUUCCAUUUAGAUAAAUUUUUUCCCCAGGUGCAUUAUUUAUCUGUUUCUGCUCUGCAAAGCUAUAAUAAUUUUUUUUUAUGAAUGAUAAAAAGAAUAGAUGAAUUUCAGUAAAACUUACUGAACAAAUGUUAACAUUAUGGUUAAAAAUGGGUGUUCUUUUUAUUAUUGUGAUAUUUUUGUUUGUUUAAAACUAAUUAAUUUAGGCAAGUUGACUAAGUUUCUUAUACAAUAUGAAUUUUUUGUUUAUAACAUAAAUAUAUUUUUUUGCAUUUUUUAAAAAGUCACUUUGAACAUACCGGUACUUUUUCUAAUAAUUUAUGGAAUAAUAAUAUACAUUUCUACUUUAUCAUUGCUAUUAACAAAUGAUAUUAACAAUUAACUCCUGUAUUCUAUUAGAGUAGACAUUCCAGAAAUACAAUCAGCAUUACUAAGUCAACAGCCUGGGGUUAUCCAACCGGAUAUUUAAUUUUAAAAUCCCAAAAUAGAAUGAGAUAUUUACAAAUGAGGGAACAGUUUUAUAUCAGGAGGUCCAUAACGCUAUAUUCUUUUGUUAUUGUUAUAGACUCAGAACAACCCAGUAAAUAUAUAAACCCACCAAAUAUAUUACCGGUAUAUCUAUAAAUUUGUGAAAAUAGUUAAUGUAAAUCUUAUACUAAACAUUGCCAGACAUGCAGUUGUUCUUUGAGGACAUGAUAUAUUUCAAAUGUUUGUUUUAUAUCUAGAUCUAGCCUAGAGGCUUCUGUAUCUGAAAUAUUGAUAAAGCUUGUGCACAUUACACUGCAAAAUGUUCUUUCUUCUUGCAGUGGCUUGUCAAUUGUUUGAUGCUUUGAUGUAUUAGACUUAUUUUAAAUUCUACUUUUUCCAGACCUAUUUUUAAUGUAAGAAAAAUCUGAGAAUUGAUGACCCAGCACCUAAUAUUUCAUCCCUCAUAUUGGGUGGGGAGAUGUAAAUUUGCUUUUACUUUUACUGUGAUGAUUUUACAAUUUUGUGCAGUGCAAUUUUAAGAUUUCAUUUUUGAAAUGCAUUUUUUUGUAUUUGUUUUUUUAACAGUAUUUUUUUAGUAGUCAUUAUCGGAUGUUUUAUAAAUCAGAUGUUAAUUAAUAACUAUUGUGCCAUACCUCUCAAGAUGCAGGCAGAUUGUUCUCAAUUAUUUCAUAGUAAUCACUGCUUGGUCCACCGGGGCGAAAAAAUUAAUUUAUUGAGCAAUGUUAAUGUGAGUGUCAUAGUGUCAUGCUUAAAUAUAUUCACUUUGUUUAACAUUGUAUAUGUUAAAGGCUGAGUAUUUUUUCAUUUAUUUCUGUGAAAGUAUUUGUAAAACAUAAUAAAAUAAAAAUAAUAAAACUA